UUGGACAUGCAGGUGGGCAUGGAUAGGAACAGCUGAGUGGGAGUGUCAGUGGCACUGGAGUAUGAAACGCCAAGUGUGUAUGUGCACAAGCUCUAAGUGAGAAGGGCACUAGUGUGUGUGCACCAAAGCUGUCUGAGCAAAUGUCCACGAAACCACAGGAGGUGGAGCCGAGGGAUGCUACAUGUGAGUGUGUGCCAAGGGUGUCUCUAGGAACUUGGUGGGAGGGGCCCCAGUGUGUGUACGUGCAUGUGGGCUUGGCCAGUGUGACAAUGGAUGUUCCUCGUGGUGGCUGUGAACAGCCUUACUCUGUAUCAACCCUCCUUCCGCCCUCUUCUGGGCGAUGCCUGUUGCUUGUGUGUGGCAGCAGCUGCUGGAGCCCUUUGCAGAGACCUGGGACCUCGCCACGCACAUACACGGGGACCCAAUGAUGGCUCUUGUGGACUAUCACAAUGGCAUCAUCGCCAGCACGGUGACUCCCCUGCCUGAAGACUUUUUCUGGCCAGAGGAGCCCGUUUGGCCUCCACAAGGGGCAGGAAUGAACAUUCUCCAAAGGGCAGCCUCCAAAACUGUCUGCUGAGCAUCAGGGUACAAACAACCCAUCUCCCCCACCUGAGGGCGGGCGUCACUUCAAGGUGCAUUCUACUCUGUCUCUCAGAGUCACCAGUGGGACUGCGCUCAGUGGCCUGCAGUGGUGACCUGUUUGGCGGCCCCCUCACUGGCUUCCUUGCCUUCCUUGUUUCCUGCCUCACUCCAUCUGGUAUUCCUGGGAUCACCUCCCUAACCAAACUCGCACCCACAUCCUCAUCCCAGGGUCUGGCCCUGGGGCCCCUGUCUCCACCAUCCUGUGAUGCAGCUUCACCUUCCAUCUCCUUGGGCCUCUGAUGAGCCCAGGUACCUGGGGUGUUCUCCUUGGCCCCUGGCACAGACAGGAGGCAUCUCCUUAGGAAUGUGCAAAGGACCUCGAAUGUGGUGCCAUAUGUGACACACCACAGCAUAGGGCAUGUCAUGGAUGGAGGAGCAGGAAAAGCCAAGAGCGUGACAGUCCCAAAGGCCUGUGGGAUCCUAAGUCUUUGCGGUAGGAGCUGGGUGUCAGUGUGGGGUGGUUUAGGUUGGGGGUCAGCACAUGGCUGGACACCAUCACUGUGGAAGUUUCUGCAUUCAUUCCCAGGAGGUGGAGCCCCAGAGCACUGCGGUGGCACCAGAGCCAUGCUAGUGGUGUUCAGAACAGAGGGGUGAUUAUUUUGCAUACAGAGAAGGGGACAUAAAUGUCAGGCUCUGUCCAGAGAGAGAUCCUGGCGGGGCGGGGGUGAACCCCAAAAAUGGAAUACUUGAAUGGGUUAAACCUCAUAGAACAUCUCAAGGGUGGAAGAAAAGCCCAGGAUUAAAAUAACGG
Symphalangus syndactylus (siamang) is the source of this 1393-nucleotide messenger RNA. RefSeq lists its product as uncharacterized. The record is from RefSeq and is a predicted model, not a curated record. NCBI's taxonomy places the organism in Eukaryota, Metazoa, Chordata, Mammalia, Primates, Hylobatidae.